AGGUGACCGAACGAAGAAUAAUACGAACUCUAGAGCAUCAAAACCAAGCGCGCCCAGGACCCGGGCGGUCCCGUUUCAGGUUAAAGCGACCCGUUGUCUUUUAGCCUCGUCUUUGGGCAUCGCAGGACCACUGGAGGAGAGGACAUGGCCGAUACUCUGAGGAGACUUGUGAACAUAUCUGCCUAUGGUGUUUUACAGGAAAAACUUGAGAGCUGGUUCAGGGACUACCAUGUGAUUUCCUGUGACCAGAACCUGAACCGCUGCUGUGAGUUGAUUGAGCUCACCGCUAAGAUCCAGGGACAACUCUUCACCAUCCUCAACUUUGCUGCUGCAGAAGGGGGUCACUAUGCGGGCGUGGACACUCUUAAAACACGCCUCCUCCCAUGGCUGGGGACAAGCUUCUCCAUGGCUCGGCCCGCCGUCAGCAACGACACCAGCCUGCAGCUCAUGCAGGACUCUGCCCUGAAGGAGAAGAAGAUCAGGGAGCUCUCCAUGUCCCAUGACAACAACAUGCAGAAGAUGGAGACCCAGCUGUGCUCCACCCGCCUGCAGCUGGACUCCGUCAUGUCAGAGCUGGCUGACGUGCAGCUGGAGCUGGACAACACCAAGGACAAGUCAGCCACCACUCUAUUGGCCACAGAGGACGAGAUCCUGCAGCUGAGGGCAGACAUGCGGGCGGCCCACGAACAGCUGGAGGUCUACAGGAGGAAGGUGGAGGUUGUGGACGAGUACGAGAGACAGGUCCGCCUUCUCUCUCUCUCUCUCUCUCUCUCUCUCUCUCUCUCUCUCUCUCUCUCUCUCAGGUUGAGCAGGAGCCGCUCGUCCAGCCCGCUGCCCAGGCGCCCCUCCAGCCCCCUGAGGUCUGAGUCUCCAACACGCGCCCAACUGACCCAGUCCUCCCGCCAUGCCCGCGCUGCUGUCGCGCUUCAGGCGACCUCUAUUGCCGUGGAGCGGCUGGAGGCCCAGAGCCUGCUGCGGCGCUACGUCGAUGACCUCACCAUGGUCCAGAAGAUAAUAUACAUCGCUGCCGUGGGGUCCUUCCAGACGGCGAAGCUGGCCUACAGACAGUUCAAGCUGCGUGUGAGGAAGACCCUCUCCUCGUCUCACAUGGGUCCAGAGACCCUGGAGGAUGCAGCCGUGGACUAUAUCGUCCGCAACAUGGAUCUGUACGAUGUCCAGGCCAGUGUCAACGACGUGAUCAACGCCAUGAACGUGAACCCACGGAUCUCCUUCCCUCCGGAGGUGGACUUCGCCCUUGUCAGCAGCCUGAUCAGGGAGACCUGCAGGGUGGCCUUCGCCAUGCAGACCCUGGACCCCCCCCUGGACCUGGCCUUCUCCAGUGAUGGGGAGCUCUUCAAUGACAACAAGUAUCGCCGUAGCUACGACUCUGAGUUUGCGGCGCCGCUGGUGCUGUAUCACGUGUGGCCCGCCUUGAUGGAGGGGGACAGCGCCCUCAUCAAGGGAGAGGCCGUGACCCACAGAGGAGCUCUGUGGAAGAGCCGAAGCCGCAGCAGCAGCCCGGUGCGCUCCCGCUCCCUGAGUCCGUCACGAGCAGUGACCUUUAACAGCGUCCGAAGCAAAUCCCCGGGCCGCCUGUCGGCUAGUUGGCUGUAGACCACACACAAGACACACGAGAGACGCACAAGAGCAUGCACCAGCUGCACCCAAGCGAUGCAUGCAAGAAGUAAAAGCAAGUUGGAUUUCAACAUAAUGGCGCUCUAAUGGGAUUUGUAUUGAAUUUGUAUCGGUUGGUGCUCAAAGUCAAAAGUUUAUUCCGAAGUACGCAACAUCAGUACUUCAGAAGAGUUUACAUGGUAGAAUACAGCAAUAUGUUAAAUAAAGGCAACAUGACAUGAGAAUUACGUUUUUGAUUUAUCGGUUGAUUUCCCCAUAUACAACAAAGCAUGUUAAAUGCAAAAACGGUGUACUGUAAACUAAACCUAAAUUACAACUUAACGUUAUCCCUUGAAAACACAAAGGUUUUGUGAUUGUGUCACCGUCCUUAGGGGGCGGGUCAACCAAUUCCAACCAAUCAAAGAAAAACAUUUGGGACCCCUCAAUUGCUACCUUAUUUGAUAGUUAUCAUUAGGAGGCGGUAGGUUCUUCCACUAUGCCCAUUGACAGCUUUGACGAUCCAAUCAAAAUUAUAGAAAGGAUUGAAUAUUCAAUUCAAAGGAAGUUACAUUCUCAAAGCUCUUCAAGUCCUCUAUACCGUCCGCCAUGGUUAUUCCAUCCUACCAUACAAAUCAGCUACAAUAUAAAGAUGAUCUAUCAACAUAUAUCGUUUGUAUCCUUUUAGAUGUUUGAUUAUUUUCUUAAUUGUUUAAUAGAGGUGUUUGCGAAUUAAUAUGAAUAACAAUAUUAUGUUUCAACCUGCAAAUGAGCCCUUUUCUAGUCUGAAGAAUCAUUGAAACUGGCGAAACGUUCUCUCUCCUUAUCUCCCUCCUUCCCUUCGACCGGUGCUCAGUAUACUUUAUGGUGGGUAAAGUAGGUUUACUUGUAGAAAUACUUGACUGAUAUGUUAUAUUAGUGUAUUUAAAAUAAGACUCAGAAACGUCAUGUUUUGGUGCUGUGGAUUUGAAUGAUAUCGUUAAUCAUAAAUAGGCCUCACAUUUUUCUAGUUGAUUCAAUCUGAAGUUGAUAGAGAUUGAUAACUUAUAUUAUGUCAAUUUCUUUGAUAUUAAGUACUUUGAAUUAUAUGUAUUCAUGAUCAUUUUUUGAAUCGUAGGCCGAACUUGACGGUAACAAAUUGUAUAGCCAUUAAUAGUCAUUAACAUUAUAACAUAAUUCAUAUUUUAACAACUUCGAAGGUCAGCAUAGUUCACUGUGCCUUGUAUGCCUUGUGCUGUAAGUCUUUUUUGAGAAAUAAACUUUUUAAAAACA
Molecule: messenger RNA, 2883 nt
Organism: Gadus macrocephalus (Pacific cod)
Lineage: Eukaryota; Metazoa; Chordata; Actinopteri; Gadiformes; Gadidae
Gene: spata18
Product: spermatogenesis associated 18
Biological process (GO): mitophagy by internal vacuole formation; mitochondrial protein catabolic process
Cellular component (GO): mitochondrial outer membrane
Source: RefSeq, a predicted model, not a curated record